CACAGAUGGCGAUCACAGCACGCGUUGAAAGCAUUCAAUGUUUUUAUUGACAACUGCUUUGAAACACAUUUUACUGUUUGUUUCGGUCUUAAUACUAAUCACACAAACAGUGAUUGUGUGGACACACAGCACAUCCAGACACUUGUCUAGUGAUCACGAGUGCCAUCAGUGCCCACACUUGCGAGGAGGAAGUGGUGAAGUGGUUGGGCAACAAUGGCAGACCCGCUGUCACUGUUGAGACAAUACAACGUCAAUAAGAAGGAGAUCGUGGAGAAGAAUAAUCUGAUCUGUUUUGGAGAGUACUGUUGGCCGAAGACCGUCAAAACCAAUUAUCUCAUCUACAGUUCAUCGCGCGAUGGGCCCAACAAAGGCUACUACACUCUGGAGUGUCUCUUAUUCUUCCUGAAGAACCUACAGCUCCAACAUCCGGCUUAUGUCAAACAGGCGGCCAGUGAAGAGAUACCCGUGGUCCAGAGGCCGGACCGAAAGGAUCUGUUGUCAUACCUGUGCGGAGAGACGGCCAGCACUGCGUCCAUCGACAAGAGUGCGCCCAUCGAGCUGCCCAUCUCUGCCUCGCAACUGAAGAAUGAGUUGAGCGCUCAGGGGUUGGGGUCGUCGACCAUCUUAGGCCUCGGGGUGUCCGGCAAUGACUCGGAGGCCACACCUAAUAAGUUGGCGCGAAUGGAUGAGAUGGAGAAAGUGAGGAAACAGUUCGCCGCCCGACUCGAUGCGCCCAAAAUCAAGAAACCGUUGCCACCAUUGGCCGCAUCCCUCUCGGCCAGCGACUCAGCGAACACCACUUCCCUGAGGGAUGCCAUGAGUAACGAUCAGAUCGCCGCUCUUAAGGCAAAACGAUUGGCCAAAAAGAGGAGUACUAUCAUUGACGCCGACACUGACCUGGAGGGCACUCAGGCGCUCAGCGGUACGAUGAGUGCACCCAAUGUCCACUCAGUUCUCCUGCAAUACGACUCGAACUUCACGCGAGAGAUACAAAACAAAGAGAGGAUUUGGAGGAAUAGGACUAAUAUAUUGCAGUCGACCGGAAAGAACUUCCAAAAGUCUAUAUUUCCGACUUUGCAUUCACUGAAGUCCAGAGAAGAGGGGCACCGGAAGCCUAACCCGCAGCCAAACGCCGCCAAUAAUGUACUGAAUCCGACGGCCCAACGAGUGGCGGCCACACCGUCGACGGCAUCACAACAGCAACAGUUGGCGUCACAGCAACAGUACAAUCGAUACGAUCAGGAGAGGUUCACGAAGAACGACACCAUCGGCUUCCGGAUCGACACGACGGGCACCUAUCACGGCCUCACCCUUAAGAGUGUGACCGACGGCUCGGCGCAGCCCAAGACGGCCACACCGGCCACCGGCGCUCAGAACUACUCGCAAACCCAUUCGUCGCACAGCACCAGUAGCUCUAAGCCGCAGAAGCGGACGUCGAAAACGCCGAUCAUUAUAAUCCCGUCGACCACCACAUCACUCAUCUCUAUGUACAACGCGAAGGCCAUCCUUCAAGACCUCAAAUACGUGGACCACAAGAGCGGCGAACAGCGGCGCGAGAAUGAGAUUCUCAUACAGCGUCGCAAAGCCGACAACACAACCGUCCCCUACCGGGUCAUCGAUAACCCGCUCAAACUGGAUGCCGAAGACUGGAACCGAGUGGUGGCUGUGUUUGUCCAGGGGCCCGCCUGGCAGUUCAAGGGCUGGCCCUGGGAUGGUAACCCCGUUGAGAUAUUCGCAAGAAUCAAGGCAUUUCACCUGAAGUUCGAUGAACUGAAACUGGACACAAAUGUGGGCAAAUGGUCGGUCGAAGUGAUCGAGUUGUCCCGCAAUAAGAGGCACUUGGAUCGGGCCAACCUCUUGAAGUUCUGGUCAAUGCUGGACAACCAUAUCGUGUUCGUCCAUAUGAUGGCCACUCCGACCCUAUCGUUGGCCACAAUGGGCUCUUCGCGCAAGAAGACGCCUAAAAGUGGUAAUAAAAGUGACGACAAGAGUAACGGUUCCAGCGGUAAGACCGCGAGUGCUUUGAAUAGCGAUAAAAAGUUGAGGAAAUUUUGGGGCGAAGAGCACAACGAAGACUCCAUUUAUUCAAUAUAUUUGAAGAAAAUUACUUAUUCCGUGGUUUGCGAGGAUAUCUACGGAUUAAAAUUGAGUGAUAAGACUGACGAGGAAUGUGUGACACGUUGUGACCAAACGGACUCUUCGGCCAACAAGAAGACACCCAAACGGACGACCACUUGGUUUGACGACCAACAGUGUCUUCAGUGGGAGACCCGUCAGACGCGGAUCAUAAGAGCGGCCACUUUAGAGCAUAUCGUGAAAUACAUUCUGUUUCUGACGCCAAACCAGGGCUCAGACCGCGAGAUGUCGAACCAGAAUCUGUUGGAGGAGGAGAGGAAUAACGUGGCGCACGCCAUGCAUGUCAUGUUCUGCACGUACAGACAGUUCCAUCCGCCACAACACCUGUUGGCCAUUAUCUUAAAACAUAUGCACCACUGCUGCCAAAAGCAACUCAAUUUCAUUCUUCACUAUUGGUUAGACAACUAUUCCGAAGACUUUAAGACUGAGUUCAUCAGUGAUUCCAGUGCUUUGAGUAAAGAUAAUGCGGUGAUAGAGGACUGUGAGCCAGCGGCCGACGCCUCGUUGAUUAGUAAUAGUUACGAUUCCCACAGUAGUUCCACAUAUGAGUCCAACUGUUCCACCCAUUCAUCAGACAGUGGCCACAAACCGAUGACAAUUGUGGACAAACUGUUAAGUAUACCGAACAUCGAUGAGAAGAUUUACCGAAAGUGUCUCAAUAUAGUGGACAUGAAGUCGGAGUCGACGCCGGAUAUCAUAUCCACGAAUCAGGCUAUAAUCGCGGGCCUCACGAAUGAAGCCAUAUAUCGAUUAAAGCAAUCGGUUUGGACUAAAAUAAGUCGCGCCUCGAUGUCCACAUUCAAGUGGUUGUCCACUAUUGUGGAUGACGUUAACAAUCAGACACUUCUCAGACACACGCAACUCAUAAUUGAAGGCACGUCUAAAGUCAGCUUAGAGGACGAGUCGUUCGGAACGAUACCAUAUUUGGGAACAUUUUUGACAGACAUUACAAUGAUUAAUACACGGUAUCCCAGCUAUAUCCAGUCGCAAACGGAUGUAAAACUAAUAAACUUCGAGAAGUGUGGCCAACAAUACGAGAUCCUAAUGCAGAUCCAAUUGCUCCAGAAGAAUGUGUUCGCCGCCCUGACCGCCAUUCAACAGCAAACACAACAAUUGGGUAGAAGUUAUUUACCCCUUAAGAACACCCCCUUCACGCCAACCGUUCCACGUGUGGCACGAAUUUUCAGGAUUUGGUUUCAAUCCAAUGACAUUGAAUUAAUCACUGAUAAGCACUGUUACGAGUUGUCUCUGGAACUGGAGGGCUCGCCCACUAAACCUAAAUAACACUGCACUUACUGUGUAUAUAGGAGCUGUAGAUGUC
Molecule: messenger RNA, 3457 nt
Organism: Oppiella nova
Lineage: Eukaryota; Metazoa; Arthropoda; Arachnida; Sarcoptiformes; Oppiidae
Source: the annotation of a GenBank genome assembly